AUGAUCUCCGCAGCCCAAGGCUGGCCGGAGCUGGUGUUGGCAGCGAAAACGACGCGGGUGGAUGAAGCUGCCGGCUUUUGUGGGUAUCCAUGCCCGGAGCAUCCCGCCUUGAUGAUGUACUCCCCCAGCGGCGUGUUCUCCUCCUACGACAUUGGCAGGGAGGUCGUGCAGCACGGGGACGGGCUCCGUUUCGCGGACGGGGCGGAUGCGCGGCCGGCCCAUGUGCACCGCAUGGAGUCUUUCGAGGAUGCGGUGGCGCACAUGUGCGAGAGGCCCAGUGAUGUCCAGUUCAGCGCGGGUGAGGUUCCGGUGAAGUACUUGCGCCAAGGCUUUCCGGAACGUCAGCGCCGGGAGGUGCUCGAAGAGAUGGGUCUGAACCCUGGGCUCUUCGCGGACUUCUCGGCGUAUUGCUCC
Molecule: messenger RNA, 414 nt
Organism: Effrenium voratum
Lineage: Eukaryota; Dinophyceae; Suessiales; Symbiodiniaceae
Source: the annotation of a GenBank genome assembly